CGUCUCAUUUGUCAAGUGAGACAGUAUAACUUCUGAAAUUUCCAGUGUGUUUCAUUAGUUUUCAAAUAACAAUGGGUCGUGGCAAACUCGUGUGUGAGCUUUGAAAAUAGUUUGUGGGGUCGAUGCUGGCAAAUCAAGUUACCAAAUAUCUAAAGACUUGAUAAUUCCCAGGUCUCCAAUCUAUCAUUCAGCACUAUAAAAAUAAUAGAAUAACUUCUUGUUUGAAGAAAACUGGUCGACCACUCGUGCACAAGCUGGAGAACUCACGGUGAAAUGGAAGGACUCAGUUGAUAUUUGCAAAAGAGUCUAUUAGCAAAAGACACUAGGGCCAGUUUUUUAAAAAUAUCUCAGAUGCGCCUGCUCUUCUUUCUGAAGUCUACCUUUUGUCCCGAAAUCUUCAAUAUUAUUGCAAUUCCCGUAAAUGUCUCAGAUGCGCCAGCGCUUCUUUUCAUUGUUGUCAAUUGUCAUUUAUCACCACCAUCGAAUUUGAGAUAGCUUGAAGCUUCUCAAGGCAAAUCCUAAACAAGUAACAACUAGAGUCAUAACUCAUAACUUAAACUUUAUUAGUAAAGAAUUCUUGUUUGUUCAAAUAUAAAUACAGUAAGAUCAGUACUUCAAUAAUGUUGUUUUUUUAACAUAUUGAUGUUUUCUAAAAUACAUACAAUUACACCUUAAAAUAGGUAAAUAAUAAUUAAAACACCAUGUCUGAAAAUAUUAAGACAAAAAGUAAAGAAGUUUUUGAUGUCUUAUUGCAACGACAUGAAAAUCCUCAGUCUAAGAACGCAAGAGACCGUAGCCCUAUUAUCUCAGAAGCUGUUAAUGAUGAUAGUUACAUUUUAGACGAAAUAGCUAAGUUGCCCGACCUUAGUGAACUAUAUUGUGAAGAUGAAGAAGAUACUUCUAUAUGUACGUUUGACUAUACAGAAAAAAAUGACGAGACGUCCAAAUCUGAUGUCUAUCACAGAAAUUUACAAAGGAAUAGACUCAAACUUUUUACAGAUAUGCAAACUACUAGUGCUCAGGAGCCUUCACAGACUAAAUAUGAUAUAUCACAUCUAUUGAAAUACAAUACUUUGUCAAACAAUUCAACACAAUUGGAUAAUUCACGGCAUAUCACCAUAUUAAUAAGACAAAGGGACAAUUGUAAGAAAAGUGCUACAGUGCUUAAAAAUAAAUUGAAAGCUUUAAAGCUUCAUAGUAAAAGCAACAAAUCACCUAGUACUGAUAAAUUGGUCAAAAAUAAUAAUAAACUGCAGUUGGACCUCCAUAAUAAGUUGAAGGCUACCGGCAAUGUUAUAAAGUUGUUGGAUGAAAUCAUAGAAGCAGAAUGUUCUGAAGCUUACAAUCCAGAAAUAAAAGACAGUACCCAAGCACAUAAACAAUAUAAAUAUAAUUACGAAUAUUAUGACCCGGAGUUACACUGGUGUCGGAUUUGUAACAUGUUCCCACAGACUGCGAAAGAUUUUCUAAAACAUUUGCAUACCAGCCUUCAUCAGGAAAAAAGUGCAGACCACAUUGAGAAGCCGUGGAGCGAAGAGACGGGUUUCGACGAAGGUUUCCCUCAUGUGCCUUCUGCUCCCUCAAAACGAACGCCUAUUAAAGGUCUUCAGUUCUAUGUGCCAUCAACAGCGUGGUACUGUAAGCUGUGCAAGCACUUUAUGGGCGACGAGCAAUCUGCCUCAAAUCAUCUGAAGUCAAUCAUACACGCUAACAAGUAUAAUGAAUUUAUAGAGCAUAACCCACAUUUUGAGACUGACUGGAUUUCCGAUCGCCAGAAGGCGUAUGAAAAAUUUCGAAAUUUUAAUAGGCUCAUAGAAAAUGAGAAGAUAGUUAGCAUUUGUAUCAGUAGUGACUCAGAUAGUGAACCUACUCCUAAGAAGGAAAAAAGUAUGAAAGAAAAACGUCGCAAUAAGCCUGGGAAAGAGAAUAUAUUGAAAACAAACUUAGAAAAAUUAGCUGAAAUAGAUUCAACGCGAUCCCGACAAGUUACAUUUACAAGUGAUCGUGUUGACCGUUCUGUUCCUCAUGAGAUAGAUGAUAAUGAAAGGAGACGUUUAGAAUCACGUUGGAAAGAUAAAGAUAGUGAUAGAGAGAGUCGGAUGAACGAACGAGAGAAAUAUGCUGACGAUAGAGAGAGAUGUACUUAUGUUCGUUCUGUCUCUCGUGAGGUAGACGACAAUGAAAGGAGACGUUUAGAAUCACGUUGGAAAGAUAAAGAUAGUGAUAGGGAGAGUCGGAUAAACGAACGAGAGAAAUAUGCUGACGAUAGAGACAGAUGUACUUAUGUCCGUUCUGUCUCUCGUGAGGUAGAUGAUAAUGAAAGGAGACGUUUAGAAUCACGUUGGAAAGAUAAAGAUAGUGAGGGAGAGAGACGGAUGAACAAAAGAGGGAAGUAUUCUGACGAUAGAGAGGGAUGUGUUUAUGUCCGUUCUGUCUCUCGUGAGGUAGAUGAUAUUGAAAGGAGACGUUUAGAGGCACGUUGGAAAGAUAAAGAUAGUAAAGAAGAGAGUCGCAUGAACGAUAGAGAGAGACACCAGGAGAAAUCGAAACUGUGUUAUAACGAGAGAGAGAGACAGAGGGAUGAAGAAGACAGAGAAAGAAGACAUCGACAGGAUUCAAGAUAUAAGCAUCGAUACAGACGCGAUUCGCGGGACCGUGAUCGAUUACGAGAGACACCACGAACUAAAACCAAAUUCAAGGAAAAUUAUGCAAAAAUGUUGCCGGAACCUGAAAAAGAAGGGAAACCAAAAUUGAACAUGCAAGAACUGAAUAAGACUGCGACGGAUUUAUGUAACAGAAAACGCAAAAAGAACGAAAACAUUUAUCAACUUGCUGCCACUUGGCUAAACAACAAUCCUUUGCCUAUCUAUCCAUCAAUAGCUGUACCUGACGUCGACAUAAAUCAGUAUUAUCCUUAUGGGUAUCCUUAUUAUAUGGGAACGGGUUAUGGAUUAGAUACUAUGAUGAAUCCUGGAAUGAUACCUCCUUUUACUGUUAACUCCGGAACAAGCUUAUUGGGCGAACCACCGAUAUAUUACGAAUUUAAUAAAACAUUCUCACAUUUGUAUAAUAGCAUGAAUCAGGAAAGUAAAACAAUGAUAAAUAUAAUAUCGCAGAACUCCAACGAACAAAUGGAGCAAGAAAAUGAAACCUGUAAACAAGAAGGGAAUGAAGAAGAGAAAAAUGGAAUAGAAGACAAUUCAAUAGUACAAAAAAACCUAGAGGGUAUUAGAGAUGAAUCUCAAACUGUUAAGGAUCUGCAAGAGCAGCCUCCUAAUGAUGAGAAAAACAUUGAUGUUCAACCAUCUGACAAUAAUCAAAACGCAUCUAUUCAACCUUAAUGCAAAGCAAAUAUAGUAAAAUUACAUACAGCAGUGUUGGCCUAAUGGGUUCGAUAUGCAUCCCUUAGACCCAAAAAUACGACGACGUGUCAGGCACAGAAGGUUGAUCACCAAUUAGAAAUGAUCACGGCAUAUAUACAGUAAUCUGAGCCCCAUAUCAAAAAGGGACCUACAUAUUAUAUUAUCCUGCCGGCCGGGUGUUCCGUCUCCACAACAGUCCGAUUUCAAAUAUUAAAAUAACAUGGUUAUGUUUACCUCCAAAAAGAACCUGAUUUAGAUUAAGGUUAGCUAGGUGAUGGUGAUUUAGAUUUUCACGUGGAAUUUAAGGCAUUCCAGUAUACAGUCAGGAAUGUUUUGCAUCAUACCGAGUAUAAAAUGAUUUCCAAAUCUUGAACUAAUCUUUUUAUGCUUUAAGCGUAGGAUUUAAAGUCGAAACUUAGCGAACAAGCUUCCUUUAUGCCGUCCCUUUUACAUUAAAUAUGUUGCACAAAAGAAUAUCAAUUAAAAAAUUAAAAAAUUGUGUGCGUGUACUAGUGUGAGCACGUAAGAAGUGAAACUUUAUUUACUUUAC
Molecule: messenger RNA, 3912 nt
Organism: Pieris rapae (cabbage white)
Lineage: Eukaryota; Metazoa; Arthropoda; Insecta; Lepidoptera; Pieridae
Product: zinc finger matrin-type protein CG9776
Exons: 14
Coding region: 702-3341 (879 amino acids)
Biological process (GO): positive regulation of DNA-templated transcription; negative regulation of DNA-templated transcription
Cellular component (GO): nucleoplasm
Molecular function (GO): zinc ion binding; nucleic acid binding
Source: RefSeq, a predicted model, not a curated record